Molecule: messenger RNA, 135 nt
Organism: Scutellospora calospora
Lineage: Eukaryota; Fungi; Glomeromycota; Glomeromycetes; Diversisporales; Gigasporaceae
Source: the annotation of a GenBank genome assembly
CAAAUUGAUAAAAUCCAAGAAGGCAACUAUGAAGUUUUUAGAGACCUUGACUUUGACAAUGAACGAAUCUCUGAAGUCCUAGAAUUCAUGUUAGAAGAGUUAGAAGAAGCUAUAUUAAAAAAAAAAGAUGCAUAA